This is a messenger RNA of Dipodomys ordii (Ord's kangaroo rat), 2237 nucleotides long. RefSeq names its product ral guanine nucleotide dissociation stimulator-like 3 (gene Rgl3). Bases 1 to 2109 code for a protein of 702 amino acids. The transcript has 19 exons. Gene Ontology annotation, biological process: positive regulation of GTPase activity; Ras protein signal transduction. Gene Ontology annotation, cellular component: plasma membrane. The record is from RefSeq and is a predicted model, not a curated record. Lineage: Eukaryota; Metazoa; Chordata; Mammalia; Rodentia; Heteromyidae. Gene Ontology annotation, molecular function: guanyl-nucleotide exchange factor activity.
AUGCGUAUCCAAGCGGGACGGGGGGAGGGGGGUCACUCGACCAGCCUGGGAGACGGCCAAGGCUCGGGCGAACUAGAGUUUGCAGGGAUUGACCAUUUGUGGAGGGACCGAGAUUCUGAGAGACCAGUGCUCAAGACUAGCAACCCUGGCACCACCGAUGCCUUCCUGCACUACCGCACCAGCAAGGUGCGGGCCCUGCGGGCAGCCAGGCUGGAGCGGUUGGUGCAUGAGCUGGUGUCUGGGGACCCAGCCCAGGACCCGAGCUUUGUACCUGCUUUCCUGGCCACCUACCGGGCCUUUGCGCCCACCGCACACGUGCUGGGCUUCCUGCUGCCCCCUCCUCCCCCGCCCCCACCUCUCAGGGUAGAAAGCAAGACAGAUGGACAAGAUCUGAGCAUCACCAAGAACCUAAGGGCUGUGGUGUCCGUGCUGGGCUCGUGGCUCCAGGACCACCCUCAGGAUUUCCGAGACCCCCCUGCCCAUCCAGACCUGGGCACUGUCCGGAUCUUUCUGGGUUGGGCGGCUCCAGGAGGAGUUGAGGCCCAGGAAGCAGAGAAACUUCUGGAAGAAUUUUUGAAGGAGACUGAACGAGAACAGGAAGAAGAAGAGCAGUCUGUGGCCCGGGCAGGGUCCCUCAGGACCAACUCCCAGGAGGGCCUGGCUGAAGAGGAGGAGGAAGAGGCCGGGCAGGAAGGCCCGGAGCUCCUGGAUUUCAGCGAGGACGAGGUGGCCGAGCAGCUGACUCUCAUAGAUGUGGAGCUCUUCUCGCGCGUGCGGACCUGCGAGUGCCUGGGCUCGGUGUGGUCUCAGCGGGACCGGCCCGGAGGCGCAGGUGUCUCCCCGACCGUCCGCGCCACCGUGGCCCAGUUCAACAAGGUGACUGGCUACGUGCUGGGCUCGGUGCUGGGGGCACCGGGCCUGGCCGCGCUGCAGCGGGCGCAGCGGAUCGAGAAGUGGAUCCGCAUUGCCCAGCGCUGCCGGGAACUGCGGAACUUCUCGUCCUUGCGGGCCAUCCUGUCCGCCUUGCAGUCGAACCCCAUCUACCGGCUGAAGCGCAGCUGGGGGGCCGUGAGCCGGGAACCAUUAUCCACUUUCAGAAAACUUUCACAGAUUUUUUCCGACGAGAACAACCACCUCAGUAGCCGAGAGAUUCUUUCUCAGGAGGAGGCUACGGAGAAACCCCAGGAGGAGGACAGCAGCACUCCAGGGAGCCUGUCCUCCAAGCUUCCCCCAGGUCCAGUUCCCUAUCUGGGGACCUUCCUCACCGACUUGGUUAUGUUGGACACAGCCCUGCCGGACAAGUUGAAGGGGGAUCUUAUCAACUUUGAGAAGAGGAGGAAGGAGUGGGAGAUCCUGGCCCGAAUCCAGCAGCUGCAGAGAAGCUGCCGGAGCUACAGCCUGAGCCCCCACCCGCCCAUCAUGGCUGCCCUGGAAGCCCAGCGCCAGCUCAACGAGGAGCAGAGCUACCGAAUCUCCCGGGUCAUUGAGCCACCGGCUGCCUCCUGUCCCAGCUCCCCACGCAUCCGGAGGCGCAUCAGCCUCACCAAGCGGCUCAGUGCGAAGCUGUCUCGAGAGAAAAGCUCAUCUCCCGGUGCCAGUCCUGGGGACCCCGCAUCACCCCCCUCCAGUCUGUCCCCAGGCUCCCCUCCUUCCAGUCCUAGAACCAAGGACCCCCCAAGCAGCCCUCCAUCCUCUCCAGGGCCUCAGGGCCCCAGCACCAAGCUGCCUGUGAGCCUGGACCCCCCAGGUCCCCGGUCCCCAGCGCCAACCCUGAGCAGCCCUAGAGUACCCCCCUCAGGACAGCAGAACUCGGAAGCCCGGAUCAUCCGGGUCAGCAUGGACAAUGACCAUGGGAAUUUAUACCGGAGCAUUUUGCUCACUAGUCAGGACAAAGCACCCAGCGUGGUCCAGCGAGCCCUAGACAAACACAAUGUGUCCCAGUGUGGGUCUCGUGACUACCAGCUAUUCCAGGUCCUACCUGGGGACAGAGUGCUCCUGAUUCCGGACAAUGCCAAUGUCUUCUAUGCCAUGAGUCCUCAAGCCCCCGGAGACUUCGUACUGCGUAGGAAGGAGGGGACCCGGCCCACACCCUCUGUCUCCCCAACCUGACCCCCAGAGCAUCUUGGGUCCUCGCUCCUACACCAUGGAAGUUGGGGGGACCUCUGCCCUGGGAAGCCUCCACCUCCUCUUUUUCUCUUCUUUCUUUUCUUUGGUAGAUUGUAGGGCUUGAACUCAGG